Molecule: messenger RNA, 1806 nt
Organism: Hyalella azteca
Lineage: Eukaryota; Metazoa; Arthropoda; Malacostraca; Amphipoda; Hyalellidae
Exons: 9
Biological process (GO): cell-cell adhesion
Cellular component (GO): cell-cell junction
Molecular function (GO): cell adhesion molecule binding
Source: RefSeq, a predicted model, not a curated record
GUGGAGAGAGGUAGUGAAGGUGUUGACUGUCGAGUGGUUACUUGCUGCGCUCUGCAAAGCUACAAGAAGUUGCUAUUGACUCCUGAUCAAUUCGCAUACCAACUGUUGGCUAUCGAAACGUAUGAAAUCUGAUGCUCUGUGUAUUUCCAACGAUAAUCACGUGAAGUUACGGGAAAUAUCGUUGCUUAGCUUUAUUUAAUUUUUUUUUAUUUGGUUAAACGUCACUUCUUCAGUUGUGGGGAAUAAUAUUGAGACAUCCUACGAUUUUUUUUUCAGUUUUUCAACAUAGGCAUAGGAAAACAUUGGUUCAUACGCCAUACCGAAUGCUUUGGUUCAUUCCAAAAGCUGUGGAUGUGUAUCUAUAUAGAAACCGUGUAUUCAAAAUUGUGGUUCCUUGGUCACUGAAAUUGUAAAAAAUUAUUUCUGGUGAACGAAUUCAGAAACUUUUAGUAAUCAUAGCAAUUUUUUUUCGUUGUUUAGUACUUGAAACAUAUAAUAUAUAGAAUAUAUAGUGCAUUGUGCUACACACAGCUACAGUACCUAUUGUGAAUUUUAUGUCCUGAUCAGGAUUGUGUUUAUAGAAACUGCAGCUGAUCAUGUGAUUGGUUUGUUCUGAAAUCUAAAGCAGGAAAUAUUGAAGUUUGGUGCAACUCUCGGCGAGCCUUGCAGGUGGUGCGUGCGGCGAUGGCUGUGAGGUGGUACAGCGCAGUGCUGCAGGUGGCGCUGCUAUACCAGCUCUGCGUCAGCUCUACCGGCGCUGUGAAUACACAACUGCCCCCUCGACUGAGCGCGAGUACGAGCGAGGUGCGCGUGCGUGAGGGCGAGACCGGCGUGGUGCUCGAGUGCAUCCUGGACGUGGGCGACGACCCCAUCAAGUAUAGGUGGCUCAAGAAACACCUGUGGGUGACGGGCACGCUGGGGUAUUCGUACCGGGGGUACAAGCGCCUGCUGCUCGCCCUGCAGACCAUCAGACCAGACCACGCCGGCAAGUAUGUCUGCGAGGCCAGCAACGCUGCCGGCACUCACACUGCAGAGAUCAACGUCGUCGUCGACGCUGUGGAAGCGACGCCGCCGCCCAAUGAUGUGCCCAUGCCCAAGACCAACGAAGUCCUCAGCGAAGUGGCGGCGAGUCUGAGCGACGCGCUGGCUGAAGGCGACUGCGCCUGUGACGUCAUGUUCCUCAUACACGCCUCGCCUGACGCGCCUGCUGACCUCGUCAGCGUCCAGGCGAACCUCGUCAGCACCAUCGCCUCCAGCAUAGUUUCUGAGGAGGUUCGGGUGGCGGUGAUGACGUACUCCGACUACCUGGAGACGAAGCUGCCCCUCAGCGACGGCACCAACUCCUGCGCCCUCAGGAAGGCCUUCGAGGACCUCGACCACAAGAUGUGGUCCACCAAACUGCAGCCCGUCCUCAGGGAGGUCUUCAAGAAGUUCAAAAAGUCCACCAGAACCUGCAAACUUCUCUUCCUGCCCGUGAUGGGGUCAGCGGGGCAGGAGGGGCCCGACGUGCUGGGGGCAGGGCACCUCAAGAAGGGGGGAGUGAAGGUCUUCCUGCUGGAGGUGACGCGCUCCCCCAUCGCGGGGCUCAGGGACAUGGCGAGCACCCGCGGGGACGGCAAGCCCCUCCACUGGCGGGUGCCCCUGCCUGUCUGGCCCUCCAUCGUCACCUACAUGCAGUACAUGGCCUUGCCCCCUCGACUGAGCGCGAGCACGAGCGAGGUGCGCGUGCGUGAGGGCGAGACCGGCGUGGUGCUCGAGUGCAUCCUGGACGUGGGCGACGACCCCAUCAAGUAUAGGUGGCUCAAG